AUGGGAGGAGGAGAAGGAGGUGAGGUUCAGCUGAGAACAGACCCUGGAACCUCAUCGUCUACAUGCUUGCUUGCCCACCCGCCUGGCCUUGCCUUGUCUCUGCCUGCACCGCACUGCUUCGUUGCUUUGCUUGCUACGACGGUGGAAUUUGUCAAAUUCGUCUCCCCUGACUAUGAUAUGGAAUGCCAAGCAACAUCAACAAAGCAAGCCUUUCACUUCUUCACCCUUUCCACUUUCCUUACCUAUCUCAGCCCCGUUCCCUCAAGCUCGAAUCUCUCAUUCAAAAUGCGCUCCCAAUUGCUCCUCGUCGCCGCCCUGGCUGCUACCGUCUCUGCCCACGGCACGCUGAUGUCCGUCGAGGGCGCCAACGGCGUCACCAUGCCCGGUCUCACCAUCGCUGAUGGAACCCCCCGUGACUGCUCCUCCAACGGCUGCGGCUCUCAGGCCGACACUGCCAUCAUCCGUGACCGCGAGAUCGCCUCCGGUGAGGUUGGCCCUCUUGGCCGCACUCAGGGCAACGGCCCCGUUGACGCCUCCGUGAUGGUCAACAACUUCAUGGGUGGUGCUGCCGCCCCCAAGAACAACGGCGCCGCAUCUGGCACUGGUGUCGAGGACAACAUCCCCAACAUGAAGCGCGCCGAGCUCUACGCUCGCCAGGGUCUCGCCGGCCUCUUCGGUGGCGGUGGCAAGAACAAGGGCAACAAGCAGAGCGGUCCCCCCGAGGCCCGCGUCGCCGCCACUGCCGGCAUGGGUGCCUCCCAGGGCAUGCCCACCGCCGCCGAUGAUGGCACCAUUUCCAUGACCUUCCGCCAGAUCAACCAGGAUGGCGCCGGUCCUAUGACCGCCGAUGUCGACGGCACCUCCGGCGGCACCAAGGAGGAGGCAUUCCAGAGCGCCCAGGUCACCACUGACGUCCCGGGCCUCGGCGUCCAGGGUCUGUCCCUUGCCACCAACACCGACUUCCCCAUCAAGGUCCAGAUGCCCGCUGGCAUGACCUGCGACGGCACGGUCGGCAUGGCCUCCAACGUCUGCGUCGUACGUGUCCGCAACGGUGCUGGUGCCGGUCCCUUCGGUGGCUCUGCUGCCUUCACCCAGUCCGCCGCCGGCCGCAAGCGCGCCAUUGCCUACCGUCUCAAGAAGCGCAUGGAGCUCAACAACCGCGCAUAA
Messenger RNA from Colletotrichum lupini, 1167 nucleotides. Its product is annotated as cell surface protein. The record is from RefSeq and is a predicted model, not a curated record. Bases 1 to 1167 code for a protein of 388 amino acids. The transcript is spliced from 5 exons. NCBI's taxonomy places the organism in Eukaryota, Fungi, Ascomycota, Sordariomycetes, Glomerellales, Glomerellaceae.